AUGUCUUUAACAUCGAAAUCUUCUGUUUCAUCCCAAGACACUACCCGAUCGAUUAUUGUCACAAAAGUUUCAUUGGGUUUAGAUGAAGAUACUAUUCUUCGAAGCUUGGGACAUAAUUAUGUAAGUAUUGAUAAAGUUUCUCGACGUUAUGCUCGAGAUGGGCAACCGAUUGGUAGCAUUCAAGUUGAUUUCAAAUCAGACCAACAAUCUAUGAAGAUUAUUGAGCAGGGUUAUAUUCUCAUCGAUGGUAAACAGUAUCCCGCCCGUGGAUUUUGGCCACUUAUUUGCCAUCGAUGUCAACAAGAAGGACACUAUGCUUCUAAUUGCCCAAAAAAUCCGUUGACAGAAGAGCGUUUUAAUGAGUUAAUCAAAAUGCAACAAGAGCAAUUUGCUGGUAUGAUGAAUAGCUUUGAAGCAAAAUGGAAUGCACGUUUAUCAAACUUGAAAACUUCGUCGGCAAACAGUAACAUGGAAAAACUAGUACCAAUUUUUAAAGAUCUCAAUACUGUUUGUCAACAAUUUUUUCAACAGAAUGGACAAAUGCAACAACAACUUGGUUCGAUGGCCAGCCGAGUACAAGGUGUACAAACUAAGUCAAAUAAUCAAUAG
This is a messenger RNA of Rotaria socialis, 609 nucleotides long. Lineage: Eukaryota; Metazoa; Rotifera; Eurotatoria; Philodinida; Philodinidae. The record is from the annotation of a GenBank genome assembly.